UCGACGUCACCCAGUCCUGUCAUGUGACUAAACAGGAAGAGAAACCACUAAUCUCCCCCAGGACCGACGGCGGAUUAAAACUGUGCUGUAGCCGAAUUUUACUCUAAAAGAAUCACCGCGAGGGAAGUAUGGAGGAUGAUGAACUUCCGUCAGAGGAUGGGAUGGGUGGGCGUGGCUCUCUACUUGCUCGUCAGCGUCAUGGUGGCAUACUACAUCUUUGAAGUCCACAGCUUCAGUCUGGAGCAUGUGCAGAGAGGUGGCAUCGACUCAUUGGCUCUGCCCCCUGCUGUCUCCACCCACUUGCCACCACUUCCUGUGUGGGUGUGGGCAUCAAUCUUCCUCCUGCCAUACCUGCAGCUCUUCCUCUUCCUGUUCUCGUGCACAAGGGCUGACCCCCGAGCUGUCGGAUACUGUGUGUUUCCAGUCUGCGUCUUCCUGCUGUGCAGCCGCCGCCACACAGCGAAAGCAGCCAAUCACAGAGCGGGGUUGCUUAUUGAUACAUAGGGUGGCAAGACCACAGCAGGUGGACACGCUUGUGAUGUCAUUUCCUGUGUGCCUUUAAACGAACACUCCUAGACUCGACGCUGACUCGGUACAGACUGUCAGAAUUCAUUGCAGCUGUCAAUUAUCCUCUUUUUGUGAUGUCAGAGAAUCCUGUGCUCUGAUUGGCUGCCCCUACUGCAUCCAGGUCAGCUGAAGCAUUGAUUCAGUUGCCUAGGUUACAUGUAGCUUGUGUCGGCCAAUCAGAGAGUAGCAUUCUCUGUGGCACAUUUCUUUAUUUAACAAAAUGAGACAGUGGUUACCAUAGCAACUUUAAUACAACAUCAAUUAAAACAAAAAAGCAAAUUGCACAUAAGCCGCAGAUGUUUCAGGUUUUGGAUCUUUUAGCUGGAGGCUGCGGUUCAGAGUUCUGCUCCUCUUCUUCAUUGCUGUCUUCAUCUUCCUCACCUGCAACAGGAUAAAAAAAGGUCAAACACGCAAAACUACCCACCAAUCAGAAGUUUUUCAGUACCAGAACUGGUUUGCAGGCCCAUUCAGAUAAAGGGGGCGGAGUCAGCACCACAUGACGCAUAAGCAGAAGUCACCUGGAUUUAAUGUUUUAAUCCAGGUUCAGGGUGAUGUGUUCAGAACCGGAGCAGCUGAUGAGCUGAACAAGCAGGUUUCUCCUCCCUGAUAACACCGUCAGGAUGCGAUGCAGUGGAUCGGUACUACAGAGUCCAGAUUUUAACUAAUGACAAAUGUUCUGGAUCUUCUGGAGAAGUCCUGGUGCAGUGGACCGAGUCUCCGUCAUCAGAAUAAGACGAUGGAAAAUAAAUGUUUAAACAGAAACUUACUGAGUGAAUGAACGUGUGCUGUGAUCAGAACCAAACUAGUCCAAACCAUCUUUGUUUUUUUACAAGGUAAUGAAUUUUUAUCACAAACUAAUGUGAAAAAUGUUAAAAGAUACAAACCAAACUGAUAAGAACAGCUGUUGUAUGGAUGAGAGAAUCAAUGAUCUGAUCAAUAUCACUGCCAAUAAAUAAAUUAGAAGAUA
This is a messenger RNA of Melanotaenia boesemani (Boeseman's rainbowfish), 1534 nucleotides long. RefSeq names its product transmembrane protein 251 (gene lyset). The record is from RefSeq and is a predicted model, not a curated record. The coding region runs from base 136 to 504 and encodes 122 amino acids. NCBI's taxonomy places the organism in Eukaryota, Metazoa, Chordata, Actinopteri, Atheriniformes, Melanotaeniidae. The transcript is spliced from 2 exons.